This is a messenger RNA of Colletotrichum phormii, 619 nucleotides long. RefSeq lists its product as uncharacterized. NCBI's taxonomy places the organism in Eukaryota, Fungi, Ascomycota, Sordariomycetes, Glomerellales, Glomerellaceae. The transcript is spliced from 2 exons. The coding region runs from base 125 to 448 and encodes 107 amino acids. The record is from RefSeq and is a predicted model, not a curated record.
GUCAUGCCUGGUAAUUACGAGGCUGGCUUAGUCGAUUACUGUGGCAUGAACGCCAAUUCUGCGUUGUUGAUGAUCCACAGUUGUGCGAUCGGGAACACCUUUCCGACUGUCGAACACAGUACCUAUGUGGCGAUACCCUAUUCGCCAGGCAUUGUCCCACCCACUGGCGUUAUCAGGUGAUGCCCUCAGGAGCGCAGGUCUUGCAACGGAGGGUGGUACUAUCGACUUCUCAUGGACCAGCCAUGUUACACUAGUGGGUGAAUCGUGCCCUCUCUGUGAUACUGUUCUACUCGCGGAAGUGCAAUAUUCGAUCGAACUAGCAAGCCGUGUGCAGCGUGACAUUAGGGUUCUAUUGAUGCCCAAAAUCUUGGUGCCGACUUGGGCUCGAACACGCCAAUCUCUCAUUCCCUUGACUGGAGGCUUGAAUCGCAACGCGAUGGUUGAAUAGUCGAAGAAAACCAGUAGCCGUCUGAGUUGUACCAUAGCCUCGCGGAACACCAUCACAUCAACUUUGAGGCCCUCUAGACUCCGAUCUUCUUCGAAUGAUUCAUCUUACCAAAGACUGGUAAGAUCAAGGACGGCGACUGCUUCGAGCGAAUCAGGUCCUUCUCUAUUAACG